GCAAGGAGGGCGGGGCUCCGAUCUCUCCCCCAGCAGGUUGCCCUAGUGCUGGCUUAGAUUGAACUAGCUUCACUCUAGAAUCCCAGCCCGUGCUCGGUCUGAUCAGCCUGUGCUGUUUCACAAACACCUACUCCAAGCUAGGUGCUGAGUUUACAGUCUGAAUGAACAGUUGCAGGUUGUAAGUGCUUGGAAGGAAACGAACUGGGUGCUGAUUUGGGAGAUAGUGAAGUCUAAAGAAGUGAUCUUUAAGCGGAAAUCUGAAGUAUGGAGAGAGGCAACCCGGAGAUCUGGAAGCCCAGGGAGUAUUUCAAGCAGAGGCAGUAAUGGGCUAAGUCCCUGAGGUGGGAGCUAGGAAGAAGUACAGUGAAAGUUAGAGUACAAAAUAAAGUUAGAGGGAUAGAGUGGAACUAGGUUCUGUAGGGCCUUGAGGGUCAUGAUGGGGAUUUUUUUUUUCUAUACAGUAGCAAAACAUUUCUGUUCCGUUACCAUGUGUAGAAAACAUUGAAGGCUUAUAAACAAGUUAGAAUCAUGAAUAGGCCCUGGUUCUCUUUAGAAAAUGUGUUUAAUUUGGAAGCUCAAGAGAUUGCAUUGUAUUAAUAAAUGUAUUUAAUUUGGAAUUUCAAGAGAUUAUAUUAUUUGUAUUAGGGAGUGACUUAAGGGGGAUUUAAGAGAACUUAUGGUUCAGUGUGGCAAACAAGGGAGAGGAAAAUGUCAAGGGUAACUCUUAGGUUUCUUACUUGAGCAGUGAAGUAGACGAUGUGCCAUUGGCUGAGAUGAGGGACCAUAGGGGAGGGGAAAAUAGUAUGUUGUUUGUGGGUGGUUUGCAGUAGAAAUAUAGAGAAUGAUGUUUUGUACAUAUUAAGUGUAAGGUGCCUGUUAGACACAUAAUUAGAGGUGUCAGAUAAGCAGUUAUACACAGAUUUGGAGCCCAAGGAGAAAUUCAUAAUGGAGACACGAUUUGGGAGUACUAAGCAUAAAAAGCCAGGAGAUUGGAUGAGACCACCCAGGGAGAAGUGUGGAGAGAGAAGGGAAGUUCACCAGGACAAAGAUUUGAGGAAUGCUGACAUUUUAGAUGUUGGUCUAUAAGAAAAUGUCGUUUGAACUGAAUUUGAGAAAAACGGGUAGGAAUUGUGUUGGCAGAGAGAAUGGCUUUAAACUUCACUAUGCUGAUAAAGGAUAAUGAGAAAGAUCGGCUCCUCUGUCGUGUGGAUGAGUGAGGUGAAAUAGGUCCACAUUUUGAAUGACUGAAUGCCUGAGUUGGAACUUUUUCCUGAAGGCAGUGGGAAAGCUUUGAAGCUAUCGGAGCAUGGAAAUGACGUGAAAUAGGUUUGCUAGUGGAAGAUUAAUCAGGCCACAGAAAGUGGCUCAAGAUAGAUUAGAUCUAAAGAAAACAGUCUGAGCAAGAGGUAACCAGAGCCCGAAUGGGGUAAUAGAAGGAAAGGACAAAGGGGCCAAUUCUGAGAGACACUAUGGAAUGUGAUGACUGGUUAUGAAUUGCAUUUGCGGAGUGCAAGAAGCAAAUCCUGAAAAGUUACAUAUUGUAGAAUUCCAUGUAUAUGAAUGACAUUCUGGAAAAGGCAAAACAGGAAUGAAAACCUGAUUGGUGGCAGUCAGGGAAGAAGUUGAUUACAAAGGAGCAGCACCAAGGGAUUUUUUAGAGGGAUAGGACUUCUCUGUAAGAUACUGUGGUAGUGGAUACAUGACUCUUAGCUGUUUGUUGAAGCCCAUAGAAUUAUACACCAGGAAGAGUGAAGUUGACUAUAUGCCCAUUUAACAAACCUGCCAGCAUUUCUGAGGCUGGAAUGCAGACUGUGACAAUCAGUUAAGCUAUAUUAUAAACAUACAACGUCACUAAAGAGAAUGAGGGAGUGAAGGGGUGAUCUAAGUAGCUUUUUUUUUUUUGAAACGAAGUCUCACUAUGUCAUCCAGGCUGGAAUGCAGUGGUGCAAUUUCAGCUCGCUGCAGCCUCCUGGGUUCAAGUGAUUCUCUUGCCUCAUCCUCCUGAGUAGCAGGAUUGCAUGUGUGCCCGACCAUGCCCAGCUAAUUUAUGUAUUUUUUGUAGAGACAGGGUUUAGCCAGGCUGGUCUUGUACUCCUGACCUCAGGUAACUCACCCGCUUAACCCUCCCAGAGUGCUGGGAUUACAGGCAUGAGCCACUACACUUGGCCCUAAGUCGUUUUGUUUUUUUUUUUAAAAAAAAAAACAGAACAGGGUCUCUGUUGCCCAGAUUGGAGUGGAGUGGCACAAUCAUGACUCUCUGCAGCAUCUAUUUCCUUAAAUUAAGCCCUUCUCCUGCCUCAGCUUCCCAAGUACAUGGGACUACAGGCGUGCACUGCCACACCAGACUAAUUUUUAAAUUUUUUUUCUAGAGAUGAGGUCUUGCUAUGUUGGCAAGGCUGGUCUCAAAUUUCUGGUCUCAAUGAUCCACACUCCUUGGCCUCCCAAAGUAUUGUGAUUACAGGUGUGAGCUACCAUGCAAGCCUCUAAGUAACUUUAGAAAAAUGUUUUAAAUGGCCACAAAAAAGAACUGUACAUCAACACUGUACUGUCAUUGUAAAUUUGUUUCUCGUGGGGUACAGGUUAGCAAUUCUGAAACCAUACGUGUAUAGUAGGGUUGAACAUAGGUAUAAUAAGUUGUAGAUGGUGGGAAGCAAGUUGCUCACUGUCAGAGAAAGAAGUUACACAUGAGCAAGAGGAGAUGCCUGGAAUAAAAUCUGUGGUGCUCGAUUAGGUUUGGAGACAUCAAUACGAGCUUCAUGUUAUUUUAAUAGAUAUAAAAAUAAAUAUAGGUAUGUGCAUAUGCAUAGGUUAAUAUACAUAUAUGUAUUUCCUGAGUCUGUCUGCUGAAAGGACUUAGAAACAGGGAUACCUCAGUGACAACAAGCACACCUAGCACCCACAUCUUGGUUUUUAAAUACCCUUCUCAAUGAAAGAAACCAGGAUUCCUUAGAGAAGUGGCUGAUUUCAGGGCUAGGUUAAGGAAAAUACAGAAUGAACCUGGAGCUAGUGCCAGGAAAUGAGGCUGUGCGUUAAAAAACAAAGUAAAACGUGGGCCAUGACAGAAGGACACAGAAGCAACCUGAAAAACUCCCACUAUCUGGAGCUGAAAUUAUUUGAGCAACAAAACAACAAUGGUAAUGGAUUAUAACCAAGGAAUGAAAUAAAUGUCUGAGACUAUAUGAUACAAGUAAAUAGAUGGAAAAGAUGGGACAAGUCUUCCCUACAGAAAAGUUCAAAAUAACAAACGUAAAAAUAAUAAGGGAAAUAGAAGAUCAUCAUUUAAACAAACGCAGUCAUUGCUGCAGGCAAAGUCCACUGACUAAUGCUAAAGUUAGCAGAGUUGCUGCAAUGGAAGUCAAAGGGAAAAAGCAAUUCACAGGAAAGAGUACAAAGACAUCACAAGAAAAACCCAGAUUUCAUAAAAAUAGUGAUUCUGGUUCUUCAAAGAAAUUUCCAAGAAAAGUUGCUAAGGAAGGUGGAUCUAAAAUCACAUCUAACAACUUUGAGAAAAAUAUCACAAAACCUGGGAAAAAGGGUGUGAAACAAUUCAAGAAUAAGCAGCAAGGGGACAAAUCACCAAAGAACAAAUUCCAGAAGGCAAAUAAAUUCAACAAGAAGAGAAAAUUUCAGCCAGAUAGUAAAAGCGAUGAAUCAGCAGCCAAGAAACCCAAAUGGGAUGACUUCAAAAAGAAGAAGAAGGAACUGAAGCAAAGCAGACAACUCAGUGAUAAAACCAACUAUGACAUUGUUGUUCGGGCAAAGCAGAUUUGGGAGAUUUUAAGAAGAAAAGACUGUGACAAAGAAAAAAGAGUAAAGUUAAUGAGUGACUUGCAGAAGUUGAUUCAAGGGAAAAUUAAAACUAUUGCAUUCGCACAUGAUUCAACUCGUGUGAUCCAGUGUUACAUUCAGUAUGGUGAUGACAAACAGAGAAAACAGGCUUUUGAAGAAUUGCAAGGUGAUUUGAUUGAAUUAAGUAAAGCAAAAUAUUCCAGAAAUAUUGUUAAGAAAUUUCUUAUGUAUGGAAGUAAACCACAAAUUGCAGAGAUAAUCAGAAGUUUUAAAGGCCACGUGAGGAAGAUGCUGCGGCAUGCGGAAGCGUCAGCCAUCGUGGAGUAUGCAUACAAUGACAAAGCCAUUUUGGAGCAGAGGAACAUGCUGACGGAAGAGCUCUAUGGGAACACAUUUCAGCUUUACAAGUCAGCAGAUCACCCAACUCUGGACAAAGUGUUAGAGGUACGGCCAGAAAAAUUAGAGCUUAUUAUGGAUGAAAUGAAACAGAUUCUAACUCCAAUGGCCCAAAAGGAAGCUGUGAUUAAGCACUCUCUGGUGCAUAAAGUAUUCUUGGACUUUUUUACCUAUGCGCCCCCCAAACUCAGAUCAGAAAUGAUUGAAGCCAUCCGCGAAGCGGUGGUAUACCUGGCACACACACACGAUGGCGCCAGAGUGGCCAUGCACUGCCUGUGGCACGGUACCCCCAAGGACAGGAAAGUGAUUGUGAAAACAAUGAAGACUUACAUUGAAAAGGUGGCUAAUGGCCAGUACUCCCAUUUGGUUUUACUGGCGGCAUUUGAUUGUAUUGAUGAUACCAAGCUUGUGAAGCAGAUAAUCGUAUCAGAAAUUAUCAGUUCAUUGCCUAGCAUAGUAAAUGACAAAUAUGGAAGGAAGGUCCUAUUGUACUUACUAAGCCCCAGAGAUCCUGCACAUACAGUUCGAGAAAUCAUUGAAGUUCUGCAAAAAGGAGAUGGAAAUGCACACAGUAAGAAAGACACAGAGGUCCGCAGACGGGAACUCCUAGAAUCCAUUUCUCCAGCUUUGUUAAGCUACCUGCAAGAACACACCCAAGAGGUGGUGCUAGAUAAGUCUGCCUGUGUGUUGGUGUCUGACAUUCUGGGAUCUGCCACUGGAGAUGUUCAGCCUGCCAUGAAUGCCAUCGCCAGCUUGGCAGCAACAGAACUGCAUCCUGGUGGCAAGGACGGAGAGCUUCACAUUGCAGAACACCCUGCAGGACAUCUAGUUCUGAAGUGGUUAAUAGAGCAAGAUAAAAAGAUGAAAGAAAAUGGGAGAGAAGGUUGUUUUGCAAAAACACUUGUAGAGCAUGUCGGUAUGAAGAGCCUAAAGUCUUGGGCUAGCAUAAAUCGAGGUGCCAUUAUUCUUUCCAGCCUCCUCCAGAGUUGCGACCCAGAAGUUGCAAACAAAGUCAAAGCUGCACUGAAAAGCUUGAUUCCUGCAUUAGAAAAAACCAAAAGCACCAGCAAAGGAGUAGAAGCUCUGCUUGAAAAACUGACUACAUAGGUGGAAAGAGUUAAGAGCAAGAUGGACUCAUUUGUGCUGUUCUCUGUUCUGUUUGCCAAUGCAGAAAAGAAGGGCUAGGGUGCACCAUACUGGUAAUUGGGGUGCUCUGUAUAUGUGUUUCUUUGUUUAUGAAUCUAUUUAUAUAAAUUGUUUUAAAAAAUGGUCUU
Molecule: messenger RNA, 5459 nt
Organism: Callithrix jacchus (white-tufted-ear marmoset)
Lineage: Eukaryota; Metazoa; Chordata; Mammalia; Primates; Cebidae
Gene: PUM3
Product: pumilio RNA binding family member 3
Biological process (GO): regulation of translation
Cellular component (GO): nucleolus
Molecular function (GO): mRNA binding
Source: RefSeq, a predicted model, not a curated record